Neocloeon triangulifer is the source of this 1607-nucleotide messenger RNA. RefSeq lists its product as uncharacterized. The coding region runs from base 523 to 1548 and encodes 341 amino acids. Lineage: Eukaryota; Metazoa; Arthropoda; Insecta; Ephemeroptera; Baetidae. The record is from RefSeq and is a predicted model, not a curated record. The transcript has 6 exons.
UAUAAUCAAUGCAAAUAAUUAAAUUGGAAAUAUUUUUCCCAUAAAAACAUCAAAGAUAAAUGUAGUAAUUUUGAUCUUGUUUGAUGAUUACUAAAAGAAAACUUGUUAAAUUUGACAAUGCCAUUUGCUUCAGUGAAACUAAACAUUAAAAAAAAAAUGGAUCAGGAACAGGUCGUUUUUAUUUUUAGAAUUUAUUGGAGAUGUUAAAAUAAGAAUAAGAUAAUUAAAAACUAAAGCAACUUAAAUAUGAAUUAACCACGCUCAUGAUAAUAUAAUAAUGUAAGACGUGCAAAAACUAUAUCCGAUUGUUUGCCAAACCAAAACGAUACACAAGUGAGAGUUUUUUGGGCUGCUCUCCUUGGCGUGCGUCUUUUUGUAUUUGCUUUUCACGCAACAACAGAAGGUGUGUAAAGUGAGGUAAGUAGGAUUUCCCGUCAAAAAGAUAAAUCUCUCACUCCACUUCCUUUUAGAGCACCUAUAAUCGUCUAGAUUUUAGUCCGAGGUGUCAUUAGUCUGCCAACAAUGAAGAGUCGCUUUGGUCUGAUUUCGCUGGUGCUCUGCCAGAUGACCCAUGUCUGGGCCCAGCAGUCAAAAUUUGACGGCUUUAGUCCAAAACCAGGCACACAUUUUGACGCUUCCAAGGUGGUUUUCACCAACGAACCCUCGCAACCAGAAGUGGACAAAACGACCAACACAAAUGAACGGUUUGGAAUUUUCCUUCCGCCAAAUUUGCCUGGUGCCAAUUUUCCCGGCGGCCGGUGGUUCCCGUCAGGAAUGGCCAUUGAAAUGACUCCGGACACGAGACUGUCCAUUCGUCCCAAUGAAGCUGUUCGUCUGACCUUUGAGGUUAUAAAUUAUAGAGACGUUCCUCAGGGUAUAGUCAUGACGGCCACAGACACCGCUGGUUUAAUCAGAUACGUCAACCCACCAAGCGUUUUGGUGGCGCCGCGCGGUUCGAGCAGAGUUUCGGUGGAGCUCUUUCCGACGUCUGAAAACGCAGAAGGCCUGGUGAACACAGUCACUCUGGCGGGUCAAGUCAGAGAUGGCGGCUUCGUCACCAGGGCAGCCUUGGUCAGAGUUAGCAAGGAGACGGAAGAUGAUGGUUGGGAUCCGACAUGCAGUUUUUCUGUUCCUGGUGGUCAAUGCAGGGAGCAGAACUACAAUAAAGAUUCUUGUGUGACGGCGGGUUGGAAUGUGGAAGCUACGUUAAGGGAUGAUUUGUCAGGUUUGCUGAGAGUUGAGUCAUCGCCGCCCGGAGCUCUGGUGCUACCACCUAAGUUUAUCGCAGGCACGAGGGCACCCGUCACCGUCCUCCUCGCCUCAUCUUGCUGCCAGGACAAGAUAACGCUCAGGGUGUGGGACGCAAACGGAAACUCCAGAUCUUGCGAGAUCUACGUCCAAGGUCUCUUGGCCGGUGAAAUUGCGGCGAUUGUGCUUGGGUGCAUUUUGCUCAUUGCCCUGAUCGCCAUCAUUGUGAUGGCGGUGCUUCUGUGCCGCAGGAAAAGAGCUCACAGGCUGACCAGGCGGGAGCUUCCCACCAGACACUGAAAUUUAAUUUUAAUUUGCUAAUAUUUGAUAAUAAAAUUGUUGAUUACAUAAUAUAUAAU